UGUCGGACUAGCCUUAGUACCGAAGUCCGUGGGACUGUACGCUUAUAUCAAUACCUGAACUUCCUAUUUCUUUCAGUCUGAGAGCUUGGUGCCGAAGUCUUGGGAACUGUACACUUAUAUCAAUACUUGCAGUUCUUUCCAUGCAAGAGCUCGGUGACAAUACCCCUGGUGACAAGAACGAGUGUGAUGAACACCAUCGCCCGCUUACAGCUAAGAUCACUUACAAGAGGGGACUUCACAGCCAAUAGUGUAGCCAAUAAACUUCAUUUAACCACCAUGGCGACGGCACACAAGAUUCACAUCACGCCCGACAACACCGGACUCUGGUCUAUCAAACAGACUAAUGCAGGAGCGAAAAAGACGACUGAACUACUGCAGAAUGAUCUCGAGAAACACCACUGCUUCUUCAAUAACAUGGGCUUUCACGAUCAUAUAAGCCAUCAUCUGCUCGCAUUGUACGGCAUUGGUGCCUCAGCAGACCACAUUCAGAUGGCGUACGAUGAUAAUACCAACUACCAGAAAGCGCAAUAUGAAGUCCAUCCAGAUCAAGUCAAAGAGCUGAAAGAUUUCGAAGUGGCGAAGACGAAACUCGGGAAAGAGGAGUACUACACCGACUUCCUGGCCUUUUUCCAAAAUGAGAUAGAGGAGAAGGGUUGGCAAGCAGUCCUCAAUGAGUAUCUCUUCAAAGGUGAUGAGCGAAGCGAGGAUUUGUUGGUCCGCAUGUUCGCAGGUUUCUUGCAUCCCCUAAUCCAGCUCAUGUACGGCGUAGAAUGGCAACAGCCAGCCAUCGUAGCAAUGGGGCUGGCACAGGCAGCCGUGCACAAAGACAAUCUGGAGAAUUUCUUCACAAAGGCGGAAGAAGCCGCGCGGGCGUCUUCAGAGCCCAUGCCAGAAAUUACAAGCCUAUUUGAAGAGGUCGCCGCGGAUGAGAAAAUGUCAAAAUCUGCGCGCAUGAGCGAUGAGAAUAAGAUAUAUAACGGCGUUUUCAAGCGCGCCUGGGAUGAGGCCAUCCGCAUCUCAGCGAAAGUGAAGGUCAAGCCUGAGGAACUUCAUGAGAAGACUGUCCAGAUGUAUAAUGCGAAUGUUUUUGAAGCUGCUUCCGCCGCUCUUCGUCCGGGGAAGGAGGUGCGAUUCGAUUUCUUCUUAAUGCACCACGUAAACAUAUGUCCAAUACUACUAUCCAUCAACGCCCAAGACUGGAUCCCAACAGCAUGCAAAGUGCGCCUCCUAGAAUGGAAGAUCAGAUUCGACCUCCUUGAAUACGCAGCGCGGGGAUGUCCUCCCCUCUCCCUAGAGAACAUCAACUCCUACAUCCCCAAGGAGCAAACUCGUGAUAAGACUCGCGCUGACCUACUCCCACGAGUCUACGCCCUCCACGACGACGGCCACGUCUCAAAGCUAAUCCGCGCAAUCGGGAUCUGCCACGACGCAAGCAAAGCCCACGAGGACACGGACAAGCCGUGGCUCAAGAUCAAAGGCGAAGCUCUCUGGACCAAACUAUACCAGAUGGUCCUAGACUCAGCCGAGGGCGACGGGCCGAAAUGGGUGCGAGGCGCAGGUGACCCCGAAGCAUGGGAGGAAGUUCCCGACAGCAAAGAGGGCCAAGGGCGCCUGUAAGCAAGCAAGUGGAUGAUGGGCCAUAUGACAUUUCGCUCUCACGAAUGACGACAUACAACUCCGCUCAAAAUAUCCAAUCUGUUACUCUUUUUUUUUUUUGCUGUAUUCUAUCUAGCCCUUGAAAGAAAUGAAAAUCCAUAUGAACUAUGCUUAAACUGAAGC
Molecule: messenger RNA, 1779 nt
Organism: Xylaria bambusicola
Lineage: Eukaryota; Fungi; Ascomycota; Sordariomycetes; Xylariales; Xylariaceae
Product: HypA protein
Exons: 8
Coding region: 187-1617 (476 amino acids)
Molecular function (GO): oxidoreductase activity
Source: RefSeq, a predicted model, not a curated record